GAGCGGGCGGAGGCGGGGCUGGGCUCCCUGGCGGUGACGAGGUGCGAUGUGGCCGCCGGAGUCGCGGGCUGGUUCGCCGGACCGUCCUGACCUGCUGCAGCACGUCCAGGCGCAGUGCUCGCCGGCCACCCCGCUUUACCUCAGCUUCUUCGAGGAGGAGUGUCGCGCCAUUGCCGCCAGCCUGCGCCUCGGGGCGGCCGCGGAGUCUUCGCCGGGCCUGGGGGAGCUCAGCGUGCUGCUGCCCGAGCCCGCCGGACCCGCUACUUCCACGCCGCUGCCCGUCCCGAGCCACGGGCGGGGCCGGGCCUCGAGCGAAGGUGAUUGCGAGGCCGCUGCUGCCCCGGCCCCAAGGAAGCCCGGGUGCCGCCCGCAGCCCGCGGCCGGCGGUGGCUUCGGCGCCCGCUCACCUCGCCCGCCCCCCCAGUCCCGGCGGGCGCGGCGCGGUCCAGAACAGCCCUCCGGCGGCGGCCCCGGCAGCCCUGCCCGCUCCCUGGGCCGAGGCCGCACCAGGCUCGCUCUCCCCCGCACACGGGCCUCGCUGGGGCUGCAGCUCCCCGCGGCCGGCACAGGGCGCGGUGCCUGGGAAACGCGGCUCCUCCGGCCCCCAGCGACCAGGCUGAAGCUGACGUCGCCUGCCAGGUCCAGGCUUCAGUAUGCCAGCGGGGCUUCGCAGCAGGCACAGCCUUCCAGCCUUCCCAAACCUGCUCCCCGGGACAGAGAGAUGAAAACUGCUGUCAAGGCUGGGAGUCGUAAACAGCCCUCCUCAAGGCUCUCUACAGCAAUUCCUGUGGCUUCCCGCUCCUCAUUGCGGCUUCCGGGAAAAGUGGUUUCGUCCAAGUGUUUUUGCCUUAAUAAAGGAUCAACUACACAGGAGCUGGUGUGCAAUAGGACCCAAGAGCUGAAGGAAAAUGGUGAGAGCAAAGAAAAGCAGAUUGCAGCAAGGAUUGUCUUGGGUGCAGGUAAACCUGACCAGACAUGGUUGUGUGUGGAGUCCUCUUUGUCCAGAGAGUUGGCCCCUGGCCUGACUUCAUGGCAUGAAGAUGCAGGCCCUGCUGAGCAGUCUGCAGGUGAUCAGCUGUCCCAGGAACUGGAGCAUGUGAAGAAAGAGCUGGAGCGAGUGAAGGAUGAACUUGCUGACAAGACUGCCCAGUGUGAAGCCUAUCAGCAGACAAUCUUCUCCUUGCAGGCUCAGCUCAGAGCAGCAGGAAUCUAUGUAAAAGAUGCAGCAGUGUUUGACAGAGGUGACCUGGGGAGAGACUGACAUCUGGGACGUGGGGACAGACAACAGCUUUGUGAGCCUCUGGGGCAGUGAUAUAUGUGGAGCUGUUGAAUGAAUUAAUUUCCUAACUCCUUAUAUGUAAAAUAAAGAUGUCUUUUGCAGUA
Messenger RNA from Parus major (Great Tit), 1383 nucleotides. Its product is annotated as translation initiation factor IF-2-like. The record is from RefSeq and is a predicted model, not a curated record. Lineage: Eukaryota; Metazoa; Chordata; Aves; Passeriformes; Paridae. The coding region runs from base 47 to 1261 and encodes 404 amino acids. The transcript has 8 exons.